UGUAAGAAUCGAUCGAUUUAAUUUAAAUAAAUAAAUGACAUCACUAUUAUUAUACGUUCAGAAAUUCAGUGAGUUUGUAUUUUGGUUUGUAUUUGAAUGUGUGAUUUCGUUUGAUUUCAGAACGAAAAACAGAAAUGUCAGAUGGUGUUUUGCUUCCCAGCCCAUGUCUCUAGAAUAAUGGGAUUAUUUCGUUAUUUUUCCAAUUUUCCCCAGGAUUUUUUCCUUUUCGUGGUGUUUUCCACCUGAAGUUUUAUUUAUUACCCAAAUAAGCAAUGGAAAGUUCAACUUUCAGUGAGAAAGUCGAGGCAUACUUUUCGGAGUUAGGGCGAUGGAAAGUAUGGCGAAGUAUACUGUUGGGUCAAGUGUUGUCUAUACUGAUGAGUGCGAAAUGUAUUCUGACGACGAUACUGCAGAGCGCGACCUGGCAGUUUCCUACGACGGCCCAGCUUGUUAUUCCUUAUUUGGCGCUUUUCGUUUUAUUCGUCCCUACAUUGCUAUGUAACGGAGUAACAAAACUAUCCAAAAAAUGGUGUAUAGUGAUAAUCGCGUGCACACUGGACGUGGAAGCGAGCUGGCUGCUGCUGCUCGCGUGCUCGGGCGUGGGCGCGGCGCUGGUGGGCGGCGCGUGGCGCGGGCGGCGGCUCGGCGCGGCGCACGUGGCCGGCGCCACGCUCGGCCUCAUGGCCAUCGUGUGCGUCGUGUGGGCCGACGUGGAGGGCGCGCCUACUGAUGGUACGUACACAGCUCGCUUGCUCGGUCUCAUAGCUAUAGUGGUCCGAUGUGGGCGCGCGGCGCACGUGGCCGGCGCCACGCUCGGCCUCAUGGCCAUCGUGUGCGUCGUGUGGGCCGACGUGGAGGGCGCGCCUACUGAUGCUAUAGUGGUCCGAUGUGGGCGCGCGGCGCACGUGGCCGGCGCCACGCUCGGCCUCAUGGCCAUCGUGUGCGUCGUGUGGGCCGACGUGGAGGGCGCGCCUACUGAUGCUAUAGUGGUCCGAUGUGGGCGCGCGGCGCACGUGGCCGGCGCCACGCUCGGCCUCAUGGCCAUCGUGUGCGUCGUGUGGGCCGACGUGGAGGGCGCGCCUACUGAUGCUAUAGUGGUCCGAUGUGGGCGCGCGGCGCACGUGGCCGGCGCCACGCUCGGCCUCAUGGCCAUCGUGUGCGUCGUGUGGGCCGACGUGGAGGGCGCGCCUACUGAUGCUAUAGUGGUCCGAUGUGGGCGCGCGGCGCACGUGGCCGGCGCCACGCUCGGCCUCAUGGCCAUCGUGUGCGUCGUGUGGGCCGACGUGGAGGGCGCGCCUACUGAUGCUAUAGUGGUCCGAUGUGGGCGCGCGGCGCACGUGGCCGGCGCCACGCUCGGCCUCAUGGCCAUCGUGUGCGUCGUGUGGGCCGACGUGGAGGGCGCGCCUACUGAUGCUAUAGUGGUCCGAUGUGGGCGCGCGGCGCACGUGGCCGGCGCCACACUCGGCCUCAUGGCCAUCGUGUGCGUCGUGUGGGCCGACUGGUCCGAUGUGGGCGCGCGGCGCACGUGGCCGGCGCCACGCUCGGCCUCAUGGCCAUCGUGUGCGUCGUGUGGGCCGACGUGGAGGGCGCGCCUACUGAUGGUACGUAGCACAGCUCGCUUGCUCGGUCUCAUAGCUAUAGUGGUCCGAUGUGGGCGCGCGGCGCACGUGGCCGGCGCCACGCUCGGCCUCAUGGCCAUCGUGUGCGUCGUGUGGGCCGACGUGGAGGGCGCGCCUACUGAUGGUAAAAACCAACUAGUCGGCGACAUGCUCUGCCUCGCCGGCUCCCUUCUCUUCGCCCUGGUGACCGUUCUGCAAGAGAUGAUGCUCCAAGUCCAAUCCUGCCCCGAAUACUUGGCCCUCCUAGGCCUCAUCGGCAGCAUAGUGUCUUGCACACAAACCUUCUUCCUAGAACUAAGUGACCUGAUUACUUUCAACUGGUAUGAGUUGGAAACGCUCAUACAGCUUGGGAGUUACUGCUCAGUGCAGACGAUAUUUCAGAUAUUGCAGAGUUUCAUGUUGAGAGACGCCGGAGCGAUCAUAUUGCAUCUGUCGUUUUUGUCGUCGGAUUACUAUACUCUUAUUGCUGGGAUGUACAUCUUUCAAUUUAAGUUCCACGCGUUAUAUUUCCUGUCGUACCUGCUGGCCAUGGUGGGCGUGUUCCUGUUCAGUGCGCGCCGCACCGCCCCGGGGGCGCAGCUGCCGCAAGCCGCACCCGAGGCCGCGCAGUCGCAGGAUAACGUGUCUCUGGAGUACACGGUCCCGAGCCUGGACUGCAUCCCCAUCUCGGGCCUGGAGCCGCCCAUGUCGCGCGACACCACCUUCACGUCCUUCCUCGGCGCGCACAACGGCCACCCGCAGCCCGCAGCGGACGGGAAAGACGUUUGCUAAAACAUAACACCAGGUACAACCCUACCGGUCUUUGCAGUUCAAUGGAUAAUUAAAUCUGCCUAAUGACAAACCUUACCAGUAUUAAAACGAGCCCUAUCAGCUCUACGGAAGCCCUAACUGUCGAACGGUAAGCCGUAACAGCGAAAACCGAAAAUUGAAAUUUCGUUAUCUGCAUUUCUAUCGCUCUUGGAUAUUCGAGCGAUAGAGAGGCAAGAUAAAGAAAUUUAGUUUUUGCAGUAGGGCUUCAACUAACGGACAACCCUACCCCCUGGGGCCUAUUUCUCGAACGGUAUUAAACUAAUAUUAUUAGUCGACGAACUGUCAAAUCGUGUGGGUUAUACUAUAUAACCCAUUGUGUAACACAACACAUACACGAUGUUUCAUGAGGGCUGCGAAAGAUUUUAAUAGUGUAUUCCUGAUCAUAUUAAAAGACUUAAAAUGUCCUAAGUUUCAGAGUUAAUGCCGAUUGAGAAAAUAAAAUAUUUAUAUUGUUACUUAGUGCUAAACGACUUUUUCAUGGCGGUGUUGCUACUAAGGGACCUAGUCUAUAUAUCCGCAUUGAUAGAUUCCAAAAAAUGACAAAUAACACGAAAUAAAGUCAAAAUUCAUUUUAAGUGAUAGGUUUACUAAUAACAAGGUUCAUAAAAAAAAGAAUAAAACAAAAAAAUAUAUAAAUUGGACCAAACUACAAUCAUAUUUUUUCCUUCUUUCGGCCUCUGAAAUGCGUGGUUAAAAUCUUUCGGGUGUUCGGGAUAACCGUGUAUUUGGCUACUUCAACUAUUUGAUGCAGACUGUACAAAAGGCAGCCCAACGAAAAGGUUUUCUCCUAAAAUACUGAAACAUUUCAAGCGCUUUUCUACGUCGAUACGUGUAUACACUUUUAAAUCUCUACUCUUCAGUAAUGACACUAAACCUUGUUACGUUGGAGAAAGGCCUAAUUUCAAAUGAUACCAGCAUGCCGUUAAGAUUUCGGACCUGGUAUUCUUACAAAAUGUUGUACAGUCAGCACCAAUAGUAGCGGAUGAAAUAACGCGCCAAAAGUAUCUGAUAUUCCGUAUAACUUUUCCAAAUAUAGAUGAAUCUCUAAAAUUUCACGUUAAAAAGUAUAUCUUUUACCGUCUUAAUUGUUCUAUAUAUACAACCAUCAAAUUUUGUUAAGCUGUUACAGAAUGGUAGAUACUUUUGACACCUUGUUUGAUCCGCUAUUUUUGAUGCUGACUGUACCUACAAAAUUAAGGCAAAUCAUUUUCCCAAUUUUGCUUGCUUUGUUACAAAUCAUGACCAAUACAGUGAGUGCUCCGGUUUUGACUAAGCAUUAGAGAAUAUUGUACCUUGUAGUCAUUAUUAUAAGAUUGAAAUUAGCCAAAUAAAAAAUACUUGGCCAAAACCGAAUCACCUACUUAAAACAGAACUUGAAUUUUUAUUUCUACAUUUGUAAGUAAAAAAAAAUAUUUGUUGGAUAACUUAAUAUUGUUUGCAUUGUAAUAUGUUCCACGCUGUAUACCUUGUACCUUGUUGUUUAUAACGUUAUUGAAUGUGAUUUCAAACAAUUGAAUGAGAGACAGAAAUAUAUUUAGUUGCUAGUUUAAAAUAUUUACAUAGAAAAUAGUCAAACAAAGUUUUAAUGCAAUAAUAUGAAUAUUUAUUAAUAAAUACUAACAUGUUAGGGCGUUUGAAGCACUACAUAACCAUGUGAAUUUUUAAACAAAUUGGUAAUGUCAAUUUCUUAACCCGUAUAACGAACUGUAACUCUAUAGAUUUAAAUAUAUAUAAUAGAUUCGAUAUCUGUAAAAAAUUAAGCGCCUCGAUUUUACGGGUUUAGUGACCAAUAAGAGGGAAGGUGUGACUGGACUUCAUGUACCUAAUUUAGAACAUUCCCCAAUCAUAACCAGGGCCCGUACUGAAUGCCGUUGACGGAAAAAUGACGUAAAUGAUUUAAUAUGAUUCCAAUUAGUCUUUUCGCAAUAAUUAAUCAUUUGUCAACAUCUUUAGUUAACUGAUAUAGAUACUUGACACUCAGUACGUGCUCAGUACAGAAACGUCUAACUUUUAUCUUACUGUCACGCAACAAAAUAAUAUAUUGUUAGUUUAUCAUUUAAAUGAUACAUACCUAUGUACAAGUAUUUUUUUACGUGUCAAUAUAUUAGCUAUCAAAAUUUGUAAUAAAAACUGCCUGUAUGUGAAAUUACGUCAUUUUUACUUCAACGGCAUGAAAUGUACGGGCCCUGAAUUCAUAACUUUGUCUACACAAUAAGAGGUAUCAAAUAUCCCUGCUCAAUGAUUGUAACUCAAAAAUAAUGAAAAUAAUAUUAACAUUUUCAGUGUACAAAAUCAUUCAAUAAUUAAUAUUGAUCAUUAUGAUAGUUGCCGUGCGUUAGGGUAAUUAAUUUCACAGAACAUAUGCUUCUUUAUCGCACUAUUGCGAUAAUUAACACAUUGCGUAACUAUGUCGAAAAUUUUAAGGGCCAUAUGUACUGUAAAACGUUGUACGAUACAUGUGCGAAGAGGUAAUUCGUAACUCGUGUCGAUUUAAAAUAACUUCGGGCGUGUUUUAAUUUAUCGCCACUCGUUGCGAAUUUCGCGCUUGUAUCGUAAUGUACUAUAAUACAAUCAUAACCACUUCAUUAUUACACGAUACACUAUCAUCAUUUAUGUAAGUCUAAUAUCGUUACAGCGGAAUAAUUCUAGUUAUUCUAUAUUGAUCUUUAAAUAAUGUAAAGAAAAACCACGUGACUCGGUCGGCCAAUGACAAAAUUCGCGCCUGACUGAAGUUUCGGUUUCGGCAGAUUUUGGUAUAAAAACAUGUUUCGGUCGGAACUAGAGAGAAACCUAACCCCGAAAAAAGGUUUGCAUAAAAAUCAGUUUCGGUCGGACACUACAUACAAUAAAAUUGUUUACAUUAUUCUAAAAUCCGUAUGAAAUAGACUUUAGGUGAAAUACUAGUUUCUUCUAGUUUCUGCGAAGUUUUUUCUAAUACUAAAACCUCGGCUGGAGGUAUUCGGAGUUCCUUAAGUAGUAAUAUACUUUUGUUAUUUAGAUAUACAUAUUUAUUUUAAACCAAAAUUAAAGUGGCGAUAAAUAAACGAUAUAUUAUUGUGUUAAUUUAGCCAAAGAUUCAUUGAUUGAGUAGGAUGCGUAAAAUCUAAGACAUUUUCAAAUUUGAGAGGUAAACGAGAUGGAGAGGUACAGCUCCAUACAUUUUUCGGUAACUCUGAUUGUCAAAUGUUGACGUUUGCAGUACAGCGCCAUCCGCUUUGGAUGUCUAAGGGGGACGUUAUUUUCUUAGACUUUACCUCUCUAUUGCAUAUUGUAUUCUAUUCUUUUUUUUUCUCUUUGAUUUAGCUGAUACAAAUAAUACACAAAAUAUUUGUCUGUUCAGUCUAAUUGCGUUAUUUAUAAAGUUUGUCAAAUCUAACAAACCGUUGGUAAUCGUUUGUCCCUAUCCAUCAUUUUGACAUUUCUGUUUGUUAGAAAGAGACAAGUUUUAACAGAGGUUUGUAAGAGGUUGCUAAGUUUUAUAAUAAGGGGGUAAGCCUAGGUAAAUUAUUCCUAAAGUUAUUUGUAACUACUGCCUGUUUUCGCCUGUCUAGUUUGUAGAAAUACAUAGAUAUUCCACAAAAAUAACAAAUGCGAUACACGUAUAUUAAAAUAGUGUACAGUAGGAGCCCCAACAUAAAUACCUCUAGGUACGUCGCCAUACUAGCGGUAUAGAAAAGUAGAUAAUUAUAUUAGGGCACCGACUGUACUUACGUGUGCCUGUACUCUGUAUCUUUAAUUAUAUUUAAAUACCAAAAGAUACAGAGUACAUCAGGACUUGCAUAUUCCUAGCUAACAUUAAUUAAGGGUCCUCAGCAAGCUCGGUUCUCCAUAUAAACCUAGUUACGCUCUCAUUUUAAAACGACUAGCUAGAUUGCUCUGAAACUUUGUACUUGCAAUUAGAUAAGGUAUAUCUAGUCCUGUAAUUUGUUUAUGUAGCUUCAGAUACCAUAGUUAAAAAAAUAUUGCGAAUUUAAGUUUUUCAUACAAAACUUGUUUUUGCUCUAUUUUAUUUGUUUUAUAAACUGGAGAUUUAUAGACUAAUUACAGGACUAGAUAUACCUCAUGUCUUUGUAUGUGCUGUUUCAUUACAAUCCAACACCUAGUUUUAAUUAAAUACAAUGGAAUUUAAUUGUCAUUUUCAACUACAGAAAUUCAUCCCAAUUUAUUAUAACUUAUUACUUAUGUAGGAAAAAUUAAACCAAAUGUCUAUUCUUUGAGACAACUUAUGAAGGUUAUGAAAUAUACCUAUCUACUACUAAAGUUUUUACAGAUUUUGCUACUCGUAUCAAAUUACAAAAAAUAUAAUUCGCGAAAAGUUUUCAUAUAAUCAUGUACUUUGUUAUUUUUGUGGACUACUCUAAAACAACAUUUAUCACUGCCCUUUUAAACCUAAAGUCGUAUGUAGCAAAUUUUUUAUAAAACCUAUUCCUAGCUUACACUUAGAAGUAACUUGUCAUAUUAUACACCUCAUAAUAAUACACCAAUUAAACUAGUCAAAGCAAUAAAUGACCAUACUUAUAAUAAUUAUAAAGAAAUUAAUAACGAAAACUGCCAUGAUAAUUUCUUGAAUUUUUACUCGAUUUUUUAAUCCAAUAUUGCGAUUUAGAAUUAAAUAUUUAUAAGUAAUUGUAAAUUAGUUUAUUAUUGAGAGAAAUGUAUUGGGAUUGAUAAGAAUAAACUUAGAAUUAGCAUUUUAUAGAGUUAACAUUUUACUCGAACGAUAGGUACCUAUUGUAAUUUUCAGCUGUGAUUUUAUUUUUAAUGUUUUCAAAUGAGAUUAUCUAUGGGACUAGUUGCUUUUAUAGAAUUUUAUAUAAUUUUGUGGGAUCUAGUCGUAAAGGCCGCUAUCCACGAAACGUUUUCCGAAAAGGCAACCAAUGUGGGUUCGUAAUUUUAUUUUCUUCAAACUUGCAAUGAAUGUGUUUGACUUACCUACUUCAAAUUAGGUCCGGAAAUACUACCUAUCCGGUGCGAUGAAUGAUGAUGACCUAGGCCUGUAAAGCAACCUUCUUUUGUUUUUUUCGGUUUUUUAGUACAUUUCGUACAGUAGUACAUUGAGAGAAAUUGAGCAUAAUAAUGUAACAGAAUGGUUUGUGCGGACGUUUUGUAAAGUAGUACAAUUCGAAAUUUGUUAUCUCGUUUUCUUCCGUGCAGUUGCAAGGGAUUGACGGCUAUGUGCUUUCUCGCUCAUAUUAUCCGAGAGCCGUUCAGUCGUCUUUGCACGCGCUUGGCUUUAGUUCGGUCGGAUCGCUCGGAUCGCUUUGCUGUCAGUGUCACUUCUCGCUCCCGUUCCGAUUCUAAGAAUUAUUAGGGAAUAGUUCGGUCAUCGGAGGGAAUUGAGUCUUUUUGACUUUAGUACAUGUACUACACAAGCCUAUACUUUGCAAUUGUUAUUUUAAUGUAAAAUUUACUCUGUCGUGGAUGGCGGUUAGAUUCUAGUCUAUUUAGCGUUGGUUUAGUCUGAAAAAGUUUAGCCGUGUUACGUAUGACGCUCAAUUAUUAAUCUUAAGGUUUUAAAUGUGCAUUUAAUGAACAUUUUGAUAGUCCAUUAGAUCGAAUAUACCUGAAUAGGGACUACAGAUCGGAUCCAGUCAAAAAACAAGAAAAGUAAAGUUUUUUUUUGCGCACCGUUCGUAUACGCUAUCAUAUAGUAUCGAGAUAAGGUCAUAGAGAUACCAUCGUUACUCAGAUAAGUGUGUUGUUGAUAGUACAAAAUAUCAUGGUAUCAUCGGAACUUCAAAAUAUUCUUACUUGAUAUGUGUAGAUACUUUUGCCUGAAUCAUGGCAUAAGUAAAUAGCAUACAAAAAAACUAGAGUCAAACUAAGAUAAGUUGGCAACGAUUUUGAUAGCGCAAACGGUGCACGGGUUAUAUUAAACGUCAAAAUUUAUGAAAUGAUGACGUGUACUUGACACUUGCACUGUCUGGGCCAUCAAAAUAGCUGUCAACUUAUCUUACUUAGCUAACAAUUGUUUUUACUUAACCAGGGCCUGUACUUUUCAUGCCGUUGACGCAAAAAUUACGUAAUUUAACAUACAGGCAGUUUUUUUACAACACUACAAAUUGAGAUAACUAAUCUAUUGACGCGUAGAAAAAUUAAUACUUGUUACGUGAAAUGCGCUGUUAAAAAUAAAAAUAAAUAUUAUCUAAUACAUCAAUAUAUUAUUUAGUUAAGUGACAAUAAGAUGGAUUAUCAAGUAUAUGUACCAGUUAACUAAAGAGGUUGACAAAUGAUUAAAUAUUACUAAAAUACUAAUUGGAAUCGUACUCUAUGUAGCGUGGCGUCAUUUUUGUGUCAACGGCAUGAAAUGUACGGUCCCUGUACUUAACUAAAUGAUGUGAAUUUUGAGGCUGGCAAUGCCGUUAACUAUAUAGGUUGUACCUACAAUAAAAAAAACCUUUCCUCAUUACGUUAAAGUUUAAAAUUCCUUGUUUUUGUCUGGAUCUGUUUGUAGUCAGGAUUUGAAGUUAUUUAGCCGAGUAAGAAAUGUGUAUUCCUUCAAAAAUAUAAAUAUAGCGAAUGGUUGUGUUGUGAUACUUUAAUUGAUUUUGUUAAGCUUUUUGUUAGCCUGUGGUUGUCUAGGCAUCUCUAGAUAAUGCGUCUUGAGAACAAAUUAUCUAAUAUGUAUUUUAAAAUUAGAUAAAUAUACAACAUUUUCAUGA
This is a messenger RNA of Cydia pomonella (codling moth), 9091 nucleotides long. RefSeq lists its product as uncharacterized. Gene Ontology annotation, biological process: transmembrane transport. Lineage: Eukaryota; Metazoa; Arthropoda; Insecta; Lepidoptera; Tortricidae. The record is from RefSeq and is a predicted model, not a curated record. Gene Ontology annotation, cellular component: membrane. The transcript is spliced from 15 exons. Gene Ontology annotation, molecular function: transmembrane transporter activity. Bases 273 to 2390 code for a protein of 705 amino acids.